Megalopta genalis is the source of this 3797-nucleotide messenger RNA. The record is from RefSeq and is a predicted model, not a curated record. Lineage: Eukaryota; Metazoa; Arthropoda; Insecta; Hymenoptera; Halictidae.
AUAGGCCCCUGUGAACGACGAGACGCGACUCGAGUUCUGAUAAACGAAACAUACAGAUCUUUGCCGUUCGUAUUCCGCCUGCAGAAAGAAUUACGGUUCACAGUCGAUCAACAUUAUCUGCGGUGUUCGACGAUGACGUGGAUUCGAGACAGCUUGUUGUUCUCGUUGCUGAUGAUACAAUUUGUGUCAUCGCGUCUGAUCAGUUUUGAGAAAAAUACAGACGCGGACACGGACAAAAUUCCUCCGAUCGAUGGUAUGUCCGUCUGUUCUGAAAACGAUGUUAUAGAUAUCUCAAAUUGGAAUCUUCAAUCGAUUCCGCCCCGCAUGAUUAGAAGCGAGGUGAUUAAAGCCGUUAAUCUGCAGAACAACGAAUUGAGGGAUAUACCCGGCAGCAUUUUCGACGGCCUUCCGAAUAUCAAGUGCCUAAAUUUGGCGAGGAAUUAUAUUUCAGUGGACGACUUGAUGUUGCGCAAUUACAGUUCAACAAGCUUGGAGACCUUGAUUCUGGAUCGUCAGACCUAUCGAUACAGGGAUAGUAUGGAGAGAUACGGGCACUAUAGUUAUUCCACCAGCGACUACAAUGGUAACAUGCAUCCCAUCGAUGAAAGGUACUCAAUCGACCUUUCGUUUCCUCGACUAACUACGCUAAGAAUGGCAUACAACGACAUCGGGAUAUUCAAAACGAAACUACCAGCAACGCUACGACACUUGCAUUUAGAAGGAAAUCGAAUUACACAUUUUGUAAUAUCUGGCGAUGACGAUCUGCAGUCUCUGUACUUGGACCACAAUACAAAUUUGGAACAAAUCGAAGUACAUUCUCCGAACAUCGCAAUUGCGUCGUUUAAGGGCUGUUCUAUGUUUUCGUAUAAAAUGCUCACUUUCUUCGACAGAGAUCGCUCUGCUUUGAAAAUACUCGACGCGUCUGACAAUAAUUUCGACGACGUAAGCGACGUUCUGCUACAGAGGGCGAACAAUCUCGAGGUUUUGAUUUUGUGUGGCAAUAAAAUUACGCAGACGCCGGACUUGCACGAUCUGCCGCAACUACGCGAGUUGCACUUGAGCCGCAAUCAGAUAACAAGCGUCGGGGACAUGCGGUUGGAUUCCUUGACGUUGUUGAGCCUUCGAGACAAUAAUAUCGUCGAGAUCGCCGAAACCUCGUUCCUGAAGCUUCGGGCGCUCGAGACGCUCGAUUUGUCGAUAAACAAGCUGGAAUACCUGCCCGAGGGCUGGGCGAACGGUUUGAACCAACUGAAAAUGUUGAAUUUGACCUCGAACCGGUUCGCGAGCCUCGGGAACACAAGAUUGACGGCGGACUUCGGCAAUUUGAUGAAUCUGUACCUGGAAGAAAACCCGUUAACGAAGAUCACGGAUCAGGAGUUUCAUUCGAUUCCGGCGACUACCACGGUCCAUCUGUUUAACAUUUCAACUGUUUUCCGAAUUGCGAGACAUGUUUGGGACACUCUGUAUAAUAAAACAACCGUCGAAUAUAAUAACGCUUUCGCCGAGGUUCCCUUCGUCGAGGCGCCUUCGUCGAGGCUCCUUGGAACAGCGUUCACGGCCCUGGAACAUACCGGCGUUAAAUUUCCUUGGAAUUAUCGCUACUCUACAAAGAGUCCCCGUCGGGGCGGCCGCAGGACAGAAGGUGCUGAGUCGUUCGAAGGUUCCGGUACGAAACCAAGUGUGAGAAUCCGCGAAGAAUCUAUAGGCAACGACGCUGCGUUCUCCAAGCCGAUUCGAGCCAUGAAAAUCGACCGCCGUUGGAAACUAUCGGCCGCGUGGCUGCUGUUCGCGCUGCGAUUGGCAACUGGAUACGUGGAACCCGGGAAUACUUACAUAUUCUACAAUAAGUCGAAUAAGCCACCUAUAUCGAAGCCAAAGACUCCAGUAGAGCCAGUAAAUGGCUGCUUCGAUCGCGGCGAGGUGGAGCUGCGGUUGUCGCGGACAGGUCUGUCUUCGAUCGGCGAGGGUGUGGUGAAGAGCACCAAGGUGGUGGAGCUGCACCUGGACGACAACGGGAUCACCGAGGUGGCCAGCUGUGCUUUCGACUUGGUGCCCAACCUGCGGCUGCUGAACCUGUCGUUGAACAACAUCAGCACCCCGCUGCUGCUGCGCAUCGGCCCGCACAAGGAGCUGAGGCAGCUGAUAGUGGACCACAACAAGCGCCGGGACGAGAAGAACUCGGCGUUGGAUGAGGUCGUUCAUAGUUUGCCGCUGCUGGAGGAGUUGUCCCUGAGGUCGGAUGGUAUUACUCGGUUCGGGGUCGAUCUGAACAAGUUCGCCCCCCUUCUGGUCCGGCUGAGCCUGUCCAAGAACAAGAUCGAAUCGGUCGCUUUUCUGAAGAACGCGCCCAAGACGCUGAACAUCGUCGACCUGGGCGACAACGCGAUCUCGACGAUCGAGAAGGGUUACCUGAGCAACACCGUUGAGCUGGUCGUCGCCGGGAACAAGAUCGAGGAGCUGUGCGCCAACAGCUGCGGCACCUCCUCGCUGUCCAUCGGAGGGAUGACCCAUCUGCAGACGCUGAACGCGUCGCGCAACCUCAUCGGGAACGUCGCCGGCGACGCUUUCGUCGACUCGUACAGUCUGAAGACCCUGGAUCUGUCCGCGAACAAGAUCGAGACCCUCGACGAAGCUCUCUGGCUAGGGUUGAAGAAUCUCGAGGGGCUGAUCGCGGCCAGGAACCAUCUGACCACCGUCCCGAACGUCUGCCAGCUACAAAGAUUGAAGAUCCUCGACCUCCGCGGCAACCUGAUCGAGGCCGUGACCAAAGACAGCUUCUGCAAGCAGGCUAUGAGACUCGAGACCAUCGACCUGGCCGAGAACAAGAUCAAGAUCGUCGACGACAAACCGUUCGGCUUCAUGACCGCCCUCCACACCCUCGAGCUGUCCGGCAACCAGAUCGUCACCAUCCCCAAGAACCUGAUCAACCAAGCCAGAUCCCUGCGCCGGCUGUUGUUGAAGAACAACUUCAUCCACUGCCUGGAGAAGCUUUCGACGGAACGUUCGCACAGUUUGCAGGAACUCCACCUGCAGGACAACCCGCUGUUCGUCAUCAACGUGUCCUGGAUCAACCACGAUCUACCCAAUCUCGCGAUCUAUCUCAAGGACCACAUGUGCGAGUGCGGAAAUCUCGUAGCCAAGGACGAGGACGAGGACGAGGACGAGGACGAGCCCGAAGACACCGACAGAUUUUGAAAAUGCGAUAUCGGAGAAACGGUCGAAUUCUUGCUAUUAACAAAGCUAGGUAGGCGGGCGACUUUUCAGAUUUUGGAAAUGCGAUAUCGGAGAAACGGUCGAAUUCUUUCUAUUAGCAAAGCUAGGUAGGCGGGCGACUUUUCACAGAUUUUGGAAAUGCGAUAUCGGAGAAAUCAUCAGUCAUCGUCUAGUAGACUAGUCCUGCUACCGUUUCAAAAAAAUUCAAGUCAUCUGGUCCGGUUUUAAAAAUGUUAUUGCGUUUGAAAAGUUGUACGCGGUUCGAUUCGUUUAAAUAAUUGAAAGAAUAGUACGUUUCUUCCAAAUAAAUGCCCAUCGUCAACGGCAACUUGUUAUUUUCCAUAAAAAUCCGCGAUCUAGGUUAUGUCGUUUCGAACGUUCGAACGCGUCGCGACGAUCGAGAACAAUGAUGUAUUCCCUUUUCGUAUGUUCCAGGACAACGAGGACGAAAGCGCAACGUAACUCGCGAUACUAACGCAUUAUCACGCUUCAAACGAACUACUAACGGCUGUUACGCAGCUUGAAUACCGGCGAUUUGUAUGAAAAGGCAUUACCGAAAUAAAUGUUCCUGUUUAUGGAGUAAA